Molecule: messenger RNA, 656 nt
Organism: Diachasmimorpha longicaudata
Lineage: Eukaryota; Metazoa; Arthropoda; Insecta; Hymenoptera; Braconidae
Product: V-type proton ATPase subunit e 2-like
Exons: 4
Coding region: 135-395 (86 amino acids)
Biological process (GO): proton transmembrane transport
Cellular component (GO): plasma membrane proton-transporting V-type ATPase complex; proton-transporting V-type ATPase, V0 domain
Molecular function (GO): proton-transporting ATPase activity, rotational mechanism
Source: RefSeq, a predicted model, not a curated record
GUGACUGGCCAGUCUGUGUGUGACUAUCUCAGGUCGAACAAACAGUACGCCCAAAACUAUUGACAAACGUUCAUUUGUGAAAUAAAUUACAUUCAAGCUUAUUUUUUUUAUUAAUAAUUAGUGUAAAGUGAAAAAUGGGAGCUUCUGCAAUUCCGUUGGUAUUUUUUACAGCUCUCUGGGGUGGGGUAGGAAUCGUACUCCCGUUCUUCGUUCCAAAGGGGCCGAAUCGUAGCAUUCUCCAAGUUAUUCUGAUGCUGACAGCCUUCACAUGUUGGUUAUUCUGGUUAUGUUGCUAUAUGGCACAAAUGAAUCCCCUUGUAGGUCCCAAGUUAGACAGUCACACACUCUUGAUGAUAGCACGAGAAUGGGAUGGAAAGCCAAUCACAUUGAAUUAAGCCAACUCCACCAUGUAGGCUAUUAAGCUAUUCGUUUUAUGUAAACCAAACUGUUGAUUUAACAUGAGAAUUACUUCCGAGUACAUUUGCCACUAUUCCUGAGAGUUUAGAAGGGAACUCCCUUUAAUGAAUGUAUAAUUGUGGGAACUACUCAAAGUAUCCAUCUUUAAUUAAUUCUAUCAACACUAAGUGUUAUUUGGAGCCGAUACUGUGUAUAUAAAUAAUAUAUGUUAUAGUUAAAUAAAAUAAUCGUCUGCAUGA